Molecule: messenger RNA, 594 nt
Organism: Paramecium tetraurelia
Lineage: Eukaryota; Ciliophora; Oligohymenophorea; Peniculida; Parameciidae
Exons: 6
Molecular function (GO): protein binding
Source: RefSeq, a predicted model, not a curated record
AUGCAUUAAGCACAAAAAAACAGAAUCACAAAAGAAAUAUAAGAAUUCGAAUAAAGACAAAAGAAAAAUGAAGACAAUGGGAUUUCUAUCUUUGUUGUUGACAAUGACAUCUAACAUUGGAAGGGAUUUAUUAAUGGAUCUCCAGAUACUCCCUACGAAGGUGGCUAUUUCUAAAUUGACAUCGUACUCACAAAUGACUACCCUUAUAAACCACCUAAAAUGAAAUUCGAUACACGCAUUUGGCAUCCCAAUAUCUCAUCAUAAACUGGUGCCAUCUGCCUUGAUAUUUUGAAGGAUUAAUGGUCACCUGCCUUAUCUAUUCGAACUGCCUUACUGUCAUUACAGGCCUUAUUUUGUGAUCCAUAGCCAGACUCUCCUUAAGAUGCUGUAGUAGCCAAUCAAUAUAAAUCAAAUAAAGAUUUAUUUGUUAAAACUGCAAAAGAAUGGACACUAAAUUAUGCAUCAAAAAAUAAACAAAAUGAAAAAGUUUCCAAUCUUGUUUAAUUAGGUUUUGAUGAAUAAAAAGUUAAAGAAGCAUUAAUUAGAUUUGGAUAUGAUGAAGAAUAAGCUGCCAAUUUCUUAUUGGGAGGAUGA